Molecule: messenger RNA, 672 nt
Organism: Parnassius mnemosyne (clouded apollo)
Lineage: Eukaryota; Metazoa; Arthropoda; Insecta; Lepidoptera; Papilionidae
Source: the annotation of a GenBank genome assembly
AUGAAGAAGGAAUUCGAUCGUGGUAUGACAUCGGAUAAUUCAAAUUCAAACGGUGCGCGAGGAAGGUCACGCAGAGGUCGCGCGCUCGGCCUCAGCGCGGACGGCGGGAAGCAGCGCCGCGGGGCGGGGCCGGCGGGGCCGGCGGCGGCACGCGGUAUGCGGAUGCCUGCUCGAGCGAGCGCUAGCGCGGGCACCCGCGCUGCGGCUGGUGCGGCGCACUGGUUGAGCGGGCCGGCGACGGGUGACGUCUCUGAGGAUGAUCAGAACGCGUCUGAUGAUGGCGAGGAACCGAUGCAUGAGAAUCUAUUUGACGGCACAUUGGGGAAGUAUACUGGUGAAGAGGUCAAACUGCACGUGCGCGAGGGAACGCAGCCGAUUUAUUGCCGCGCGCGACCCGUGCCGUACGCGCUACUCCCGCGGGUGGAUGCAGAGUUGGACGCGAUGCUGCGCGCAGGCGUCGUCGAGCCGGUGGACCGCUCGGACUGGGCCACGCCGUUGGUUAUAGCAAGGAAGGCGGACGGCGGAAUACGGCUGUGCGUGGAUUAUAAGGUGACACUGAACAAAGCUUUGAUGGUCGAUAGGUACCCGGUUCCAAAGGUAGAAGAUUUAUUUAGUGGUUACUUCACCAAGCUAGAUCUUUCACAAGCAUAUAAUCAGUUACAUUUUAAAUGA